AUGGCGGCUGUCGUGAAACAACGAAAUAGGAAACGUCCUAGACCUCAAGCUCAAGAGAGCAGCCCUCCGAAGAGAAAAGUCGAUGAGAACUCGCCAGUGAUACUAUCAUUUAAAAAUCAUCGGCAAGAGCUGGAUUCUCGGCAUGACAAACACGAGCGUUUAGUUAAAUGUGGCAGAGAUGUUACUAUUGCAAGCAAACGGAUCAUUUUUAAUCUUCAGCGAGUAGCCGGAGCGAGUGAUACGGAGCAGAUCUUCAAAGAAGCAGAUGAAAAGUUUGUAACGGUUAAAGAGCUCCUAAAUACGAUAGCUUUGGAGUUAGAGGGAGAAGACCCUUUCUUGUUCACCCGAGCGUACUCUCCUGGUGUGCAGGAAUACAUCGAAGCAUUGUCUUUCGCGCAUUUUCUCAAGAGGAAAACUUUGAUUUCUUUCGACCAAGUUGAAGCGGAGUUGAAAUUUUCAAAUGAGGAUGGUAAAGAUCUUGGCUUAAGCUUAAAUCCGUUCGACUACGUACUUGGAAUCGCGGAUCUGACGGGAGAGCUCAUGCGUUUCUGCAUAAACAGUGCGUCGAGCGGGGACCAAAAAACUCCUUUUGAGGUGUGCAGCUUUCUGCGGGAAAUUCACAACGCUUUCGUGGCGUUCGGGAAUGUUUCUAGGGAGAUUUCCUCAAAAUUGAGAGUAUUGAAGGCCAGUAUGAAUAAGGUGGAAGUCGCUUGUUACACUUUAAAAGUUCGGGGUUCAGAAAUUCCUCAAUUUGCUUUGGCUGAAGCACUGGGUGGAGACUUUACUUCUGAAGAAAGGGAUUUUAAUUGA
Pocillopora meandrina is the source of this 810-nucleotide messenger RNA. NCBI's taxonomy places the organism in Eukaryota, Metazoa, Cnidaria, Anthozoa, Scleractinia, Pocilloporidae. The record is from the annotation of a GenBank genome assembly.